AUGGUGCCUCUAGCGACUAUUCUUUCUAUCGCACUAGCAGCCUGCUGGGCUCUCCCUGCUAAUGCCGCUGACCUUGACCCUAUUGUGAUCAAGGGGCUAACUAUUACUCAAGCUUCAUCAAAGGAGUGGCCUACCAAGGUACUGAUCCCACGUUCAAAAUGGGAUUGGACGUUACAGCAUCAAAAUGCUAAAGCGCAGGCUGACUCUCUUUUGAUAGAUGGUGCUAGCUCGGUCGAGUCAUACUCUGAUCCCCUUGCGAACCCCAGCGGAUGCAGGAGAGACAUUCCUCUGCUCAAGGAGCUGCAUGCUAACGUAGUUCGGGUAUAUGCCGUUCAUCCUGAAAAGGACCAUGACGAAUGCAUGCGAAUGCUUGCCGAUGCCGGUAUCUACGUACUUGCUGACUUGGCUGAGCCCUCUCAGUCAAUCAACCGUGACUCUCCUGAAUGGGAUAUUAAUCUCUAUGCCCGCUACACUUCCGUGAUUGAUUCUCUGGCAAAAUAUACCAAUGUCAUCGGUUUCUUUGCUGGGAACGAAGUGACGAAUGAUCGGGCUAACACGGAUGCCAGUGCGUUUGUAAAGGCUGCGGUACGAGACAUGAAAGCUUAUAUAUACGAAAAGGGAUAUCGACAGAUGGGUAUUGGGUAUGCGACCGAUGACGAUGCAGAUAUUCGACGGAACCUUGCUGCGUACUUUGACUGCGGCAUAGAUGAUGAACGUAUUGACUUUUGGGGGUAUAACAUCUAUGAAUGGUGUGGUGACUCUACCUUUGAGACAUCUGGAUACGCAGACCGCACGAAGGAGUUUGCUAAAUAUAAUGUUCCGGUGUUCUUCGCCGAAUAUGGAUGCAAUACAGUCCAACCCCGGAAGUUUAGUGAGGUGCAGGCGAUUUAUGGCCCCCAGAUGACGCCUACCUGGUCUGGUGGGAUCGUAUACAUGUACUUCCAGGAACAGAACAACUACGGACUUGUUGAUGUAUCUGGCUCCAGGGUUAAGAAACUUGCAGACUUUACCGCAUUUGCUAGCCAGAUGGCCAAUGUGAAUCCCAAGGGGCCAAAAUUGUCUGCUUACACACCAGUGCAUACAGACAACGCACCCUGUCCUACUAUCAGCAGCGACUGGGAAGCUUCACCAAAACUGCCCCCAACUCCGGACAAGGAACUUUGCGAUUGCAUGACGAGGUCUAUCACUUGCCGAGCCAAAUCUACUGUCCACGACGAAGAUCUGUCCCGGCUGUUCUCAACUGUCUGCGGCCUUUCCCCCAUGGCCUGCGAGGAUAUCGCCUCUAACGCAACGAGCGGCAUAUACGGAAUGUACGGGAUGUGUAAUCCCAUAGAUCAGCUCUCUUGGGCAUUCAACGCGUACUACGAGGACCAGGUCAAGAAGGGAAACGGGGACACCGCCUGUCAUUUUGGGGGGGCAGCCUCUACGCAGACACCGGUCAAGCAACCAGUCUGCACUGUCAAGCCACAUGUGUCCAUAAAGGUGUCCAAGAGCGAAGCACCAACGUGGUUGAAUGGUAGCAUCUGGGAUAUCUCCGGACUGGGAUGUGCUCUCGUUGCAGGAUUGGGGCUACUUUUGUUGUAA
Messenger RNA from Microsporum canis CBS 113480, 1584 nucleotides. RefSeq names its product pH-regulated protein 2. The record is from RefSeq and is a predicted model, not a curated record. The transcript is spliced from 3 exons. Gene Ontology annotation, biological process: fungal-type cell wall (1->3)-beta-D-glucan biosynthetic process. Lineage: Eukaryota; Fungi; Ascomycota; Eurotiomycetes; Onygenales; Arthrodermataceae. Gene Ontology annotation, cellular component: cytoplasm; fungal-type cell wall. The coding region runs from base 1 to 1584 and encodes 527 amino acids. Gene Ontology annotation, molecular function: 1,3-beta-glucanosyltransferase activity.